Messenger RNA from Nannospalax galili (Upper Galilee mountains blind mole rat), 767 nucleotides. RefSeq names its product cortexin 2 (gene Ctxn2). The transcript is spliced from 2 exons. The record is from RefSeq and is a predicted model, not a curated record. Lineage: Eukaryota; Metazoa; Chordata; Mammalia; Rodentia; Spalacidae. Bases 411 to 659 code for a protein of 82 amino acids.
CUUCCCCCUCUUACAUCCUACCUCCUUUCAGUCUUCACCCCAUACACAACCAGACACUCGCACGUACACACACUCUCAAAUAUUUACACACUGCCGUACCGGAGAAUACACACACGCACAUACACCUUCCUGCAAACACCGCACACAUACUUCAGCGAUUGCCCACGUCCUGUCUCCCACCCAGACACAGACCUUUCCACACGUAGGCCAGGAAAGCGCGACCCACAGUCCUGUGACGCCACGCAGGUCCUAAGAAUACGCCUUUUUACAUUGAGCGGAUCUGCGAACACAGACAAACCUGCCAACCCCUUAAGUCUACUGGCUGGAUUUCAUCUCCAUGGCAACAAACAUGGAAGGCAGAGAACUGACUGGUGCAGGGAUUCUGAGCAGCCCCCACGAUGCAGCCGUGAAUGAUGAGUAGUGCCAACUGCGGCAACUCUUCAGCCAAGAUGAGUGUCAACGAAGUCUCUGCCUUCUCACUGACUCUGGAGCAAAAGACUGGCUUUGCUUUUGUGGGGAUUUUGUGCAUCUUCUUGGGACUUCUUAUCAUCAGAUGCUUCAAAAUUCUGUUAGACCCAUAUAGUAGCAUGCCUUCUUCUACAUGGGAAGAUGAAGUCGAAGAGUUUGAUAAAGGGACAUUUGAGUAUGCACUGGCCUAAGAGUUCCAGCUUUAUGCUUUUGCCAGUUGCUGUUGGGUGGGAUCUAUGGUGGAUACAUGUGUAACUAGCCUGACUGUGAUACAUUUCCUAUACUUUACUCAAUAAACA